AUUACGGUCUCAAAUAUGAAACACGUGCAAUGAUGCCUAACAAGAAACUAAAAGAGAAACAUCUUGAUGCCUUGUAUAAACAAACUCAUUUUAGCAAAGCUGAGAUAGAAGCACUGUACACGAUGUACCGUCGGCUAGUGAUAGCUGCGCAAGCGGCGGCUCCAGCCUCGGCCAUUGGACAUCCACCUAAGAUAGACGGUAUAGACCAGAGUACCUUCCGCGAUGUGAUGCACAAUACCUUCGACUUGGUCACUGAAGAAGCCAUCCUGGAGCGUAUGUGGAUGACCUGGGAGAGAGGUGCGGCAGGAGGGGAGGGAUCCUUAAGAUUCGAGUCCUGGGUCAAAGGGCUCAGCGUGCUACUUAAAGGAAACAUGGAAGAACGAAUAGGAUACUGCUUUAAAGUCUACGAUUUGAAUAAUGACGGGUUCAUAACGAGGGAAGAAAUGUUUUUGUUAUUAAGGAACUCACUAUUGAAACAGCCGGGUGAUGAGGACCCUGAUGAAGGAGUACGAGAGCUAGUGGAACUGGUACUCAAGAAACUAGACGUAGAUAAAGAUGGAACGGUUUCUUUGGAUGAUUACAGCUGGUUGAAUAUAAAUAUAUUUUUAUGGAAUAAACCUGUAAACAAGCAAACGGAUCACCUGAUGGUAAGCAAUCAGCGCCUCCCAAGGAAACCUGAAACAUCAGAGAUGGUACAAAUGCGCUACCGGGAUUUUGAGGAUUGUUCGGGAUUCGGGGAUUGGGGAGAUUGGAGAAGGGGAGAAGCGGUAGAGCAGGAGCCUCUUCUUCUAGAAGCAUUUGGACAAUGUCUGCCCACGAAGAGACACACGACUACAUUCCUCAAAACUUUAACUAAUAAGACGUAGAUAAUGUUUGUAGAGUAGUAAUAAGAUUCCUUUUGUUAAU
This is a messenger RNA of Spodoptera littoralis (African cotton leafworm), 906 nucleotides long. The record is from the annotation of a GenBank genome assembly. Lineage: Eukaryota; Metazoa; Arthropoda; Insecta; Lepidoptera; Noctuidae.